Messenger RNA from Chanos chanos (milkfish), 3236 nucleotides. RefSeq names its product rho/rac guanine nucleotide exchange factor (GEF) 18a (gene arhgef18a). Gene Ontology annotation, molecular function: guanyl-nucleotide exchange factor activity. Gene Ontology annotation, biological process: regulation of Rho protein signal transduction. The record is from RefSeq and is a predicted model, not a curated record. NCBI's taxonomy places the organism in Eukaryota, Metazoa, Chordata, Actinopteri, Gonorynchiformes, Chanidae. The coding region runs from base 242 to 3142 and encodes 966 amino acids. The transcript is spliced from 20 exons. Gene Ontology annotation, cellular component: plasma membrane.
UGUGCACUUGUUUCGCUGAGAAUACGAACAUAAAAACUAAACAGCUGAAAUGGAUUCAAACCAGUGCAUCCUGUAUUGAGCCUGUCUCUUAUUUGAUCUUCAGCUUUGAUUAAGCCAUACGCUCACCUGUAGUAUGGCUGUUUCUGACGUGCUGUUUGUCCAGGCAUAAGUUUUGUCUACGUGGGCACAGUCUCCAGACUACAUUGUCUUCUCCACAGCGUCCCACUCACUUCCGGCCAGGAUGGAAGAAACUGAUGGAAACAGAUACAGGACUUUGACAGACGAAAAUUUUCCCCCACCACCAAACGCUGAUACCAUCAACAUUGACGAUGCCCGUUACAGUGCAUUGAGGGAAGAUUUAGAGAAAGACGUUCAGGAUUUUGAGGCACAAACCUGGAGUUUAGCUGUUGACCAGCACUUUUUAAAACCAUAUUCCAAGGAUGCCAUCAAGAGACAAGAUGUGAUACAUGAACUGGUUCAGACGGAGAUAAACCAUGUGCGGGCCUUGAAGAUAAUGUUGAGAGUGUACAUGCACGAGACGCGGGAAUGUAUGCAAAUGGACGAGGCCAGACUGGAGCGUCUCUUCCCUCAGUUGGAAACACUGCUCCAGGUUCACCAGGACUUCCUCAACCAGCUCAAACAGCGGCGAAUAGAAUCCAUGGAACCAGGCAGUGACCGCAACUACUACAUCCAGAGGGUGGGAGACAUCUUAAUCUCACAGUUCUCAGGAGAGAAGAGAGACAAAUUGCGAGACAGCUAUGGAAUUUUCUGCAGUCACCAUGUUGAGGCAGUGAACCUCUACAAGGAUCUGUUUCAGAACAACCGAAAGUUUCAAAAUCUGAUGAAGAAAAUUGGGCAGUUGUCCGUCGUGAGAAGAUUAGGGGUGUCAGAAGGUGUUCUCCUCAUAACCCAACGUAUAACGAAAUAUCCUGUCCUGGUGGAACGGAUUCUUCGCAAUUCCGAACAAAACACAGAGGAGUAUGAGGACCUAACCCGUGCCUUGGAGCUUAUCAAAGAGACAAUUACUCAGGUGGAUAAACUGGUGGAUGAGUAUGAAAAGGCAGCCAGGCUGAGAGACAUAAGUAAUAAAAUGGAGCCCAAGUCCCAGGCCAAGGUGACCAGUGGCCGAAUAUUACACCGAGAGGACAUGAUAAAGAAAGGCCGUAAGCUUAUGUAUGAGGGCACGCUCAACAUUAAAAUGCCCUCUGGAAAACUGAAAGAAGUCCUUGUGCUGUUGUUGUCGGACGUGCUGGUAUUUUUACAGGAGAAAGAUCAAAAAGUUGCUUUUGCUUCGCUGGAGGCCAAAUCUCCAGUGAUUUCUCUGCCAAAGCUGAUAGUCAGGGAGGUGGCUCACGAUGAGAUGGCAAUGUUUCUUAUCUACGCCUCCACCAAAGCCCAGAUGUACGAGCUCUACACCGGCUCCAAAGAGGAGCGCGACAGGUGGAGGGAGCGCAUUUGGGAGGUCAUGGAGAGUUGUCCAGCUGAGGAAGAGGAGGGCGACGAUGAACAGGACGAUGAGCCCGAAGAUACUUUGUUAGAAAAGAUCAGGAAUUAUCAAGAGCGACUGUACUUUCAGGAUGCCCAGAUUGUACAGCACCUUACAGAGAAGCUCGGCCUGUUCGCUGAGCUCAUGAAGAAUGUCACAGGCACAGAGAUCACGCCACCUCAGGCUCGUCUGCUGUUGCACAACAGUUCCUCUGACCUCCAGCAGGGGGAGCAGCUGCUUAGUAGGGCCAUAUCUGAUGUGGAGGGCUUACAGCACUCUCUGCUGGCACUUGGGAUAAAGCCAAGUGACUCUUCAGUGGAAAGUGCUGGUCCAGGGGCCCAACCGAGAAGAGCUGACACGUUUGGCGGCUUUGACCGUAGCCCACUCCUCACCUCCAGAAACGGUGGCGUUCAUUUGGAGGACCGGCUCAGAGACUUGAACCAGCGUCCCAGCUCAGAGCCCCAGUCAAAGGACCUGGAUUUCACAGAGAGUAUAGAGCUAUCGGCUGAUGAUGAUGUAGCAGUGCCCCCUGACUGGAAUCGUAAUGACAUAGAAGCCACCCUCAACACAAAGUUUUUUGACAGAGUUCUGAAACUGUCACAGACACUUUACAGCCUUCAGGCUAUCAUCUCACAGUACAACAGCUUCACUGGGAUACAGAAAGCCAAUCUGACCGAGCGACCCGGCCGGCAGCGGGCCAACAUGUUACUGGAGCAAGAGAAACAGCGUAACCUGAAGAAGCAGCGUGAAGAGAUCGCCCUGUUCCACCGUCAACGGAGCCAACACCAGCAGGAGCAGGCACGCUGGGAGCGGGAGAGGGAGCAGCACAGGCUGCAGACCCUAGACAAGGAGACGCAGCUGCAGGAGCGCGAGGAGGAGUGUCGCAGGCUGGAGGCACAGCUGGCCAAGGAGCGCGAGGAGCUGGCCCGUAACAGGGAGGACUACCAGCAGGACCUGGAACGGCUGCGGGAGUCCACGCGCGCUGUGGAGAAGGAGAAGGAGCGUCUGGAGCAGCAGCAGCAGAAAUUCAAGAAGAACAAGACCAUCGCCAAUCCAGGGGUCUUCGCCCGAGAGAAUGCAGAGGCACUGUCCCAGUACGCUCCUAAUGACUGGGCUCUGAUCAGCAGUUCAGGAGGAGACCUGCUCAUCAACCCUAAGGUCCACGUUCGUCCCAGUCUGUCUCAAGCCACCGCUGGUUUUAAGGAGAAGCCCCCAGAGGUCCCGGUCCGGCGUGAGAGCAUGAUUGCUCCACCCAAAACUGAAGUUCCCAUCCACCUCAUCAGCACCACCAACCAGGCCAGCAAGCUUAGUGCCGUCCAACAGAAGAUACCCACCAAACUGGCCGCCACCAAGGGCAAAGAAAAGAGCAGCAAGAGAAAGGGCUCCCACCAGCGCACCAAUAGUGCAGCGUCAAUUGAGGUGUCACAACUGAUACCCAUCAAAGUCACAGGAAAAGAAGGUGGUAGUCUGAGGUCAGAGAGGUCGAGGGAUAACCGACUCCAUCCUGAUUUAUUUGCCCAUCCAGAGAGGAGCUCUGUGAGGUCCUCUCACUCAGAAAACACUAUUAGGAGGUCCAGUCAGGGAUCGCCGCAUUACAUUCCAACACCCACUAAAGUGAAGGAUAAGUCUUCCAAAGAAGACAUUAUAUUCUUUUGAUCUGCCAGGACCUGCCGUAUCCUUGAAUGUCCAAAUAAGAACCUCAGUGACUGCUCCAAACUGGAAUUUUCCUGACUGUCAAACACUGUCUUAA